UGUCAUACUAGUCUACCGAUCAAUACAGUGUGUAGAACUAGGCAGUGAUGUUCCCAGUUAUUCCAUCUUAAAUCUUAAUGUAGUUAAAUAAAUGUUGUAUUGUCAAGUGAUUACAAUGUAGUUGAGUGAGUUAACUGUUUACAUCAAUAUUGCUCACGAAAUAUGGUUUAAAAAAACUGUUUUUAGAGUAUACUGAGCCUAAAUAUGUCUUGAAUAGAAUAGGCCUACUGUCGUAAUGCUCCAAGUUGGUCAUUGACCAACAUGUAGUUGACGAGUGUAGUGAAUAUAGUUGAAUGGUUUAACUGUUUACAACAUCAGUUAACGCAAAUAUGGUCCAAAGAAUAAGCUGUUUUUAGAGUACUGAGCUUAAAUGUGACGUGAAUAGGCCCAAUGUUUCAAGUUGGUUAUUGUAGUGCUAAAAUGAAUGUAGUUGACGAGUGUAGUGAAUACAGUUGAAUGGGUUAACUAUUUACAGCAAUAGUCAACGCAAAUAUGGUUUGAAAAAUGAACUGUUUUUAGAGUACUGAACCUAAAGAUUAUUUGAAUGGGCCUACUGAGAAGCCAGCAAAUUUUAUGAUGAUUACGGUGACUAACAAUAACCUGAGGAAUAGGCUGCUACUUUUACAUCAGCUAAGUGUAGGAUACGAGUGUACUGCCUGUAAAAUUGGGUUUGGAUCUAGAAGAGAGCUGAUGAAUCAUCUGGAAAAAGUUCAUCUGAACCCAAAGAAAGGUGACUACAAAUGUACAAUUUGCGGAAAAAUGUUUGGAAACAAUCAAAUUUUCAGGCUUCACAGUCAAAUUCAUGGUCUAAGAGAGGUUGGCGCCAUACAGGAGAAAAUCAGGGAACAAAAAAGCAAUCUCAGCGAAAUUGAAAAGAAAAUCACGGCCAUUACUAGUCCUGCGGAAAAUAAAAAAGCAAAAAAGAAAAUUGGUCUGACGAAAGUGAGAAUGGAGGACUGUCUUCGCUGUGACCCGUGCUCCUGUAUUUACCUGGAUAAGAACGAUUACUACAAGCACAUGCGCAAUUUCCAUAAAAUCACCGAUUUGGAUUCUCUGAAAUCUUCCAACACUCCGGCUCACUUUAUGCUCGUGGAUAAACCUAAUAACAGCACAACUGGAAGAAAAUCUUCUGCGUCUAAAAGUGGAGAACAAUCGACCAACACUGCAUCUUUGACUAAAGAUUGUGAGAAGCUAUUCCAGGCUACCAUGAAAGAUAUCAUCAAGGAACGCUGGACUCAGAUGAUAUCCCGCUCUAACUUAGUGGAAGAGCCACAAAAAAUUAAAAUCAAACCGGAUCCUGAUUCUGGAUUCCCUGCUUAUAAUGUAAGCAGUUACCCAUGUAAUAAUGUAAGCAAUUUCCCAUGUAACAAUGUAAGCAGUCUCCCACCAGAGCAUUAUGACAUGUCUCACCUUUUAAGUCAGGUUGAAGUGAAGAUUGAGACUGAAGCUAUGAAUGAUCUAUGAAAGUUUUACAAUAAAUUAAUAAUAAUUUGUUAAAAAUUUUGUUUAAAAGUAUCUCAACAUUUUUAUUCUAAUAACCUAUGAUUUUGACUUAUUUUAGCUCCAUUUUCAGAGCUACUAAAGUUGAUAAAAAUUCUAUUUUAUAGUAUUUUUCCAAGAUAUUGUGAAAAAUUAGUCAAAUUCUUUCUUCUAGAGGUACAGUAUCUGUAAAAAUGACUUUGGAUAUAGUGUAGGAAAAAUCAUUUAUGAUUAAGAUGUAACCUCAAAUUUGGAAGAGGAAUAGCACAAGUUUACCUUAUUUUUCCUCUCCCUAUCAUUUUAAUGAUGUACUUAUUGUAUGAAUUAAUAAAGAAUAAAGAAUUACUGUUCAAUUAUAGUAUUAAAUAGACUUAAAACGUUGUCAAAAAUCCACUUUGAUUAUGGAAAAGUUCCGCAACAUCAACAUUCACGCUACAAACUCAGUUAUAGUAAUAAAGCUUCAUAAUUAUGACUUUUAAUUGAAGUUUCUCAAUUAAAUUGAUGAUCUUUUCUAGAAUCGCUUGUAUAUCAGCAUAGUAGAGUUUUAGAAGUUCAAAUUUUGAAGUUCAAUACUUACAUUUUUAGAGCUACUGAAAUUGGGAAUAAUUCAGAAAUUUAAUUCGUUCAAAUGCUAAUAAAUGAAUAAUCAACUAUUAUUGAACGAAAAUCCUAAUUGAAUGCUGUAAACCACCACGAAGACAUUACAAAUUAUUACAGCAUUUAAUACGGAUUACCGUUUAAUGAUAAUUAAUUUAUUAGCAUUUGAAUAAUUGUAAUAUCUCAGUAAUUCCCAUCUGAUUUAAAGCAUUUAUCAAUAAUUAAGAUUUCCGUUUAAUAAUAACUAGGUUCUGAAAUUAUCGAAAGACUAUAAAAUACAUCAAGCACCCUUUAAUUUCAGAUGUAAUAAAAUAAAAAUGUAACUCUUCUUGAUAUUUCCUAUCAUGUUACAUUAUAAGUCACACAAAGAAUCAACCGAAUUCAACCACCGUUAAAUGACAUCAAACCUGUUUGAUAGUUUCGUUAGAUGACUAUAUUUCAGGACAGUUUAAACUCAUUGAAAUUUUCAACAGACUCCUAGCGUCGUAUUUAAAAAAACGAUUCUCUAAGACGUUCUCAGCCAAGGACGCUUUGGGGUCCAAUGAGAACAGUCCUUCAAAAAUGGACCCCACACUUUAAGGGCCUUCAAAAAAAGACAAAAAUUUUUGUCCGAAGCCUGGGGUCCAAUAAGAAUUGUUGACCACCGUUUUUGUUCAAAGCCUUUUGCUGAUGACACAACAUGCAUGAUGAGCUUGUGUGUACACACAUGUUUAACACACAAGUCAUCAGUGGCCACCCUUAGUAACCAAAGUUUCCUUGACUGCGAAGGCUCUCGUGAAUCAUUUAUGAAUAAUACAGCCCAGGCUAUUUGGUUUUUCUUUCAAUUUGUAAAAAAUUUCUAGUCAAAACUGUCAUAUGAGUGUGCAAUUUUAUCCUUACUUUAGCUUUAAUUUCUCCUGUCUUAUCUGAUCAAUUUAUUGAUCAAUUAUAGUUGUAUCAUAUUAUCAAUUUGUAUAAAUUUUGUGAAAUAUAUACCUUUUCAGUCCUACUAAGGCACGAAUGUACUUACCUAAUAUUGAAAAGCAUGGCCGGAAUUUAAACUGGCACAUAUUAAUAGGCACAUGCCAUGAAUAGACAAUGAUUAAUUAUCAUAUAUCAUUAUAUUGUAAUGUGAGGUUCUUAUUUCUAGACUCUCAGGCACAUAACGUAAGUAGUCAAUUUAUUGACACUUUCAAAAUUUGCCAAAGUCAAUAAAGAAUCUAUCCCAGUAGCCUACUCGAUUGAACUGAGUACCAUUGUAGAUCAAUGAAUGGAAAAUCUCAUGGAGUUUAUGUAAUUAUAUCCUUCUAGUCCUAUAAAUAUAGAAAAACCUCUAUUGAUUUUGGAAAUAUUAUGACUCAUAUUGAUUAUGAAUCAAUAAAUUAUUAAUUAUUCAUUCUAUUAUGUAAUAUUCAUGUUUGUUAUAAUUAUUUUACUUGAUUAUUCUCUCUCUUGUGGAAUUUUAUGUAACUGUGUGUAAUAUCUCUCCUAGUCCUAUUCAAUAGUACCCAAUUAGAAUAUAAAAAACAUAUGAAAUUGUAAUCAUCUAAUGAAGAUUACUGUAUCAUCAUAUUUUUGUUAUUUCUAGUUUGUAACCUAGAGAAGAUGAUAUAUUAUAAUAGUUAUCCAUAGAUUAAAGAAAACUACCUAACUUGGAAUUGUCAAAACUAGUCAGUCAUUCAUUUCAACAUUUUAGGGAAACUAGUUCAAGUUGUAAAGAUAUGAAAAACAUAUAAAAUAUCAAUCAUCUAAUAAAGAUUAUUUUUAUAUCAUAAUUUUUUUUUUAUUUCUGGUUUGUAACCUAGUAAAGAUGAUACUCUGGUAGUUAUUCAUAUAUUGAACAAAAUAACUUGGAAAAAUUGUCAAAACUACCUAUUCAUUAAAAAUUUUCGGGAAACUAGUUCCAGUUGUUACAUCAUCAUCAAUUCCUAUAGUGAACUAGAGAAACUAUUUAUGUAAAGUAAACUAGACUGUGCUUGUGACAAUUUGAAGUCCUUUUAUUCAGUGUUCCUCCACAUUCAAUUGUAAAGAGUAAACAAUAAAAACU
Molecule: messenger RNA, 4102 nt
Organism: Nilaparvata lugens (brown planthopper)
Lineage: Eukaryota; Metazoa; Arthropoda; Insecta; Hemiptera; Delphacidae
Product: zinc finger protein 658B
Exons: 6
Coding region: 574-1464 (296 amino acids)
Biological process (GO): regulation of transcription by RNA polymerase II
Cellular component (GO): nucleus
Molecular function (GO): RNA polymerase II transcription regulatory region sequence-specific DNA binding; DNA-binding transcription factor activity, RNA polymerase II-specific
Source: RefSeq, a predicted model, not a curated record